This is a messenger RNA of Symbiodinium sp. CCMP2456, 768 nucleotides long. The record is from the annotation of a GenBank genome assembly. NCBI's taxonomy places the organism in Eukaryota, Dinophyceae, Suessiales, Symbiodiniaceae.
AUGGAAGCUAAAGUCCGUCGACUAUGUGAACGGACCAGCACAGGAAAGAUACAGGUCACAGCAGACGUACAUGAAUUAUGGCUCAAGGCUGGACAAACACGCGACAACCUCAUUCAGCUCAUGGCCGACUCGGAUGGGAACAAGGAAGAGUUUAUGCGGAAGGUGGAAAUCUUCAAGGAAACCCUACGCUAUAGAGACGAGGGCACAGAUGGAGGGUUCUACAGCAGGGAGGACAUGGUGAAGAAGGUUGCAGACGGAGGAUUGGGCUGGAGUGCGAAUUUAGAUUGCAGUUAUUGCUUAUUAUGUCUACUUUCCACAUGGACCAUUUCUGUCCUGACGAACAAGUACGACGAUGACCUGGAGGAGUUUUGGUGUGACAAGCGCACAUCUGGACGGCAAGGGAUAUCGGAACGAGAGGGCUUGCGGGAGAAAACAUCUGCUGCUGGAAGUACGGACAGCCUCGCCAUCGCCGGCAUGAAGGGCGACCUCGACAGCACCCGGGAACGGCAGGACCCGGGAAAAUGCGAAGUCGAAGCUGCCAAGCCGGCAAUGGAGCUAAUCCCCCAGUACAUGAAAGAAUCCGUGGCAGCCCGGGACAAGCUAGUCAAGUUCAUUGGCAAGCUCGAUCCCACAGAUGAUGCGGUUAAAAAGGAACUUCCGAAAUUGAAUGGCAUCAUCGAGUCCCUGGGCAAACACUAUGAUGAGUUGGCAGCCAUGCAGGCUGAAUCCAAGAUCGGAUCCGUGAGUGAUGCGUGCUUUGGCUUAUAA